AUGUCAGUGGAGGGGCAGUCGUAUGCCGCCAUCAUCUUUGCCCUUGCUGAGAAGCGCCGAGUGGACGGAGGGUACUACCCAGCGAGCGCAAGGCGGGUGCGGCAGGCUGCAUGCGCCGCUGCAGUGCUUGGCAAAGCGCUCGAGCGGCUUGAUCCGCGGAGGCCCCGAACGGCAAUCGUCCACAACCUGGGGAGAGAAGAGCUCGGCAUUCUCACACAUGGCAAGCUGUGGCGGCUGCACCGGUGGAGGACGCCUCUAGACGGGCUCAACAACAAGAACCCGCUCUGGUCUCUCCCGUUUGCGCGGGUCAUGUACUUUGACACCGACCACCUGCCGCUCCUCACCGGCAGCGCUGAGCGGAUCGAGCUGCGGCGGGCGUCGUUCGAGCGGGCGUGGAGCGAGCCAGGCGAGCUUCGGGCGUUGGGCGAAGUCAACGCAAAGACGGGCCUACUCUGCUUCAACGGAGGGCUCCUACUGCUGAGGCCGGCGGCCGCCUCGGCGGCUCGGCUAGAGGCGGCCUCAAACAUGUCGGCACGGCUCGUCGGCACGCCGCCCUCACAGUGGGGGCGCAGGGUGGCCGCGUUCAACCAAGGGGCAGCCGUGCCCUUUGAGGGCAACCUCUCGCGCUGCUCGCACCCCGGAGGCGACCAGGUGCCGCUCAAUGCCGCCUUCCAGCACAACUGGGCGCCGCUCAACCUCACCUCGAUUGACCCCUACAGCUGUGGGUGGGCGGUGGCAGGUGGUGGCGGCGACAGUGGCGACCAGCCCGCCCGCUUCAGCCAGCUCGACGCCUACCACUCGUUCCUCAACACGCUGCCGCUGCAGCUCGGCGCCUCGUGCAACGAGAGCGCCGCCGCCGCCGGUAGGGAAGACAAGGGCGUCGAAGUGCAGCUGCUGCUGUUCGAAUCGUUCGGCGGGUUCGGAAAGGGGGUCCGUGAGAUCCUCCGGAAGGCGGCGGACGUGCUACAGAACAAGCUGACGCGGGCCCAGUACCUCGAUGAGCCGCUGCCACCGCCGCUGCCAAGUCCCGCCCCUGCCGCCAUCACCAAUCUGCCCACUCUCCCGCCCCCUUCCCUGCCGCCACCGCCUGCGCCGCCACCGCCUCCGCCGCCUCCGCCACCGCCGCAACUGAACUUCCCGCCUCCCUUGCCGCUCCCCGUGCCGCUCGUGCCGAUGCCAGCGCCCGCGCCGCUGCCGCCGCCGCCGUUUCUCGCAGGCGGUCUCACUCAAGCGGAGGACGGCGGUCUCGCAGAGGGCUUCAGCCUCUCGACGCCGGAGCAGCAGCAGCAGCAGCAGCAGCGGCAGCAGCAGCAGCAGCAGCAGUGGGAGAUGGAGCAGCGGCAGCGGCAGCAGCAGUGGGAGGUGGAGCAGCGGCGGCAGCAGCAGCAGCUGGAAGAGGUGGUAGAGGAGGAGCUGCUCGAGGAGGCGCCCAUCUCAAGUUGCGGCCGCCUCUGGCAGUGGACUCGCUCUCAGGGCCAGCCGCUGCAGUCGUUGCCCGUGUGCGUCCUCUUCGUGCGUGGGUCGCCCGUCGCGACGCUGGCUGCUGGCGAUUUUACGCCGGAGCUGCUCAUGAAGUGGUCGUACUUGGCCGGCUGAAGCCCGUGUGUGCGAAUCAGCGAGGGUCGGCGCUGCGCUGCUCGACACCGCCGCAGUCGGCGGGGCAGCGACGCUCGACACCCAUUUUCUUUGCACACAUGCAUGUUGAUUUGUCCACUGCCUUCGGACGUGUACCUGAAGCAGUGAGAGUGUGAGCAAUCAACCUCUCCUCUCUCUUCUCUACUUCCACACCUAGAUCCUAGUACGCCCUGCGGACUACCUGUGUUAUAUCGGUGUUGGCGGCACUGUACUUUACUGUAGACACUCGUGUACGGAGUCUUCCCAUCGGCGUAUGACCGCA
Emiliania huxleyi CCMP1516 is the source of this 1897-nucleotide messenger RNA. RefSeq lists its product as hypothetical. The record is from RefSeq and is a predicted model, not a curated record. NCBI's taxonomy places the organism in Eukaryota, Haptophyta, Isochrysidales, Noelaerhabdaceae. Bases 1 to 1596 code for a protein of 531 amino acids. The transcript is spliced from 5 exons.